Molecule: messenger RNA, 1386 nt
Organism: Adineta ricciae
Lineage: Eukaryota; Metazoa; Rotifera; Eurotatoria; Adinetida; Adinetidae
Source: the annotation of a GenBank genome assembly
AUGACUAGCGUAGCACAGACAAUGAAUGUGAAUAACCAUCAUGCAUCGAUUCCAGACUUGAUUGCAAAAAAACGCGAUGGACAUGAACUUCAGCCUGAUGAAAUCAAACAAUUUAUCAGUGGACUUUCGAAUGGUGAUGUCCAAGACUGUCAUGUUGGAGCUAUGCUGAUGGCAAUCUUUAUUAGAGGUAUGAGCGAAAAAGAAAUUUGUUCGUUAACAAUGAGUAUGCGAGACAGUGGCGAACGAUUAAAAUGGCCACACUAUCGGGGUUGUGUUGUCGACAAACAUUCAACAGGUGGUAUCGGCGAUAAAAUUAGCAUUCCAUUGGCACCGGCACUUGCAGCAUGUGAUCUAAAGGUACCCAUGAUGGCCGGAAGAGGUCUAGGCAUUACUGGUGGCACAUUGGAUAAACUUGAGUCAAUGCCGGGCUAUCAAACACAAUUGACCGAUGAAAAAAUUCUCGAGCAAAUUUCAACAGUUGGUUGUGGAAUCUUUUCUCAAUCACUUAAACUCAAUCCAGCUGAUCGAUACCUGUAUGCUAUACGUGACGUGACAGCAACCGUACCCAAUAAUGCUCUUAUAGUUUCGUCGAUUUUAUCAAAAAAAUCUAUUGAAGAUCUCGAUGCAUUAGUUCUUGAUGUUAAAUACGGUGCAUCUGCAUUCAUGAAAACAGCUGAACAAGCUGAGGUGUUAGCCGAAUGGCUUUUUAAAGUAUCGGAAAUGUUAGGCAUGAAAACAUGUUGUUACAUUACCGAAAUGAAUAAUCCCAUUGGAUUCUGCAUUGGCAAUGCGAUUGAAAUUCAUGAAUCACUCGAUUUAAUGAAAUACAAAACGGGCCAUUCGAAAGAUUUAGAAGAACUUGUUUGUGAACAAGGUGGCCGACUUCUUGUACUUGUAAAUAAAGCCGAAACUAUUGAACAAGGCCGGGAACUUAUUCGUGAAACAUUCAAGAACGGUACAGCGUUGAAAAAGUUCCAUGAAAUGAUCAUUGGACAAGGCGUAUCGAAGACGAUUGCUGAUCAAUUAGUUGGUGAUGACGAAACAGUCGUUAGUUCAGUUUUAAAAUUAGCACAUGUACAACAUCAAGCUAUCGCUUUGCAAACAGGUUUUAUUCAAUCGAUUGAUUCGUUUAAACUUGGCACUAUCGUUCAACGUCUUGGCGGUGGUCGAUUGAAAUCAACGGAUAAAAUUGAUUUUUCAAUUGGCAUUCGUCUGUUGAAACAUAUCGGUGAUCCUGUUCAAGAAAAUGAACCUUGGGCAAUCUUAUAUGCUAAUGACGAUGCUUUUCGACGUUAUCCGAAAUAUUUAGAAGACCUUAAUGCAUCUCUUCACGUUAGUUCAACACCCGUCGAACCUUUACAACGUAUUCACAAAGUUUUAUGCUAG